This is a messenger RNA of Nannospalax galili (Upper Galilee mountains blind mole rat), 2204 nucleotides long. RefSeq names its product beaded filament structural protein 1 (gene Bfsp1). Gene Ontology annotation, biological process: lens fiber cell development. Gene Ontology annotation, molecular function: structural constituent of eye lens. The record is from RefSeq and is a predicted model, not a curated record. Gene Ontology annotation, cellular component: intermediate filament; cytoplasm. Lineage: Eukaryota; Metazoa; Chordata; Mammalia; Rodentia; Spalacidae.
AUGUACCGGCGCUGCUACGUCUUCCAGGCCAGCCAGGAGCGCUACGAGUGCGCAGAGCCUGAGGGUCCGGCCGAGCCCCGAGUGGCUGCGCCGGGCUUGGAGGCGCUUCGUGCGUUGGGUGAGCACGUGGCAGGCCACAUCCAGCGGGCCCCCGCCCUCCAGCAGCGCCACGCCGGCCUGCGGCGGCAGCUCGACGCCUUCCAGCGCCUGGGCGAGCUGGCCGGGCCCGAGGACGCCCUCGCCCGCCACAUCGGGGCCAACCUGCAGCGUGUCCGGGAUCUGUAGGCCGAGCGCACGCAGCUGGAGAGCCAGGCGGCCGUGGCGCAGCGCGCGCUUGACAGUUCCGCAGCAACUGAGCUGCUCAGACUACCUUGGAACUGGCUUGUGUGCAUACAGGCGUGUCAGUUGCCCUUACCUGUGAUCAGACCUUCUAAUUCUGAGAAUACAGCCCUUUUAUGGCUAUAUGAAAAUGAGUGUGAAUGUCAACUGGUGUUAAAAGAGAUGCUUGAACGUCUUAACAGGGAAGCUGAUGAAGCCUUAUUGCAUAAUCUGCACCUUCAGUUGGAAGUUCAGUUUCUGCAGGCCUACAUCAGUGUGGCCAAGGACAGGUACAAAAAGAAUCAUCUGGAAAUUCAGACCUACAUCAGUAUCCUGCAGCAGAUCAUUCAGACUGCCCCUCAAGUGCCUAUAGUUCCCGGUGGGAUGAGGGAGGAGAAGCUGGUGAUAGAACGAGAAGUUGCUGCCCUGCAUCAGCUGGAGGAGGGCCAGGAGAUGCUCAACCACCUGCAGGCACAGAAAGCUGAACUGCAGGCCCAGACAACAGCCCUGGAACAAGCUAUUAGAAAUGCUCAUGAGUGUUAGGAUGAUGAGAUACAGCUUUACAAUGAGCAGAUCGAAAGCCUGAAGAAGGAGAUAGAGGAAGCCAAGUGAUCUCUGGAGAAGUCAUCUUAUGACUGCUGGCAGCUGGCUGUGGCUCAGCAGACCCUGAGGAAUGAGCUGGACCGGUAUCAUUGGAUCAUCGAGAUCGAAGGCAACAGGCUGAGCUCUGCUUUCACUGAGACUCCCAUCUCCUUGUUCACACCAAGCUAUGGGGCCUCUCUCAGCCUUAGAUCCAGUGGGAAAGAUCUCAGCAGGGUUGUGCAAGAUAUCACUACAGCUAAACCCAGACAAAACAGCCUCUCCAAGAAUCUUCCAAAAAAGAUGAUAGCUCAAGACAAAGCAGACGAAACUCUGGAUGAUGCACCGUUAAAGAGUCUGAAAGACCCAAAGCCAGUGCAGGGGAAACUUAAAGACGAAGAUGACUCUCAUCUGGGUUCAGAGGGUGGAGAUGAAGAAACUACCCCAACACAAGAAGGGGGUCCUAAGGAUGUGCCAGAUGGGGGAAAGAUAAGCAAAGCCUUUGGGAAACUCUGCAAAGUGGUCAGGGAGAGAGUGAGAGGCUCCAAAGAGCCUGUGCCAGAGCCACCCACUGACCUGUACACCAAAGGGCGGCACGUGCUGGUCACAGGGCAUGUCAGUUUUGUGGACCCUGAGUUCCAUUCCUCCUCCAUCCCAGCUAGAGGUGGGGUAGUGGUUUCCCUCCAGGAAGACCCUACAUAUCAUGAGGGCCAUGUGGAACCCUGUCUUGAGCAGCCCAUUUUGCCUGUGGAGAAUGGUCAGGGGGCUCCGGGCAGGGCAGGUGAGCACCCAAACCAUCAUCAGGCUACAGACAGGGAGAAUGGGAUAGAUUCCAAAGAACCAAAGGGCCCCGAGGAAAACGAUGAUGAUGGCCAGAAGGAAGAUGAAGGGUCCAAGAGACCCUGCCCUGUGGUCAUAUCUGGUCCAGAGGGAUCAUCUACAUCCCAUUCACAAAGGGCUGGGACCAACCAGGAUGGAGCAGAGGGGCAUGGGAAUAAGAACAGUAGCCUGCUGGCAAAAAGCCCUCCUAAGGCUUUGGCUUUUAAGAAGGUGGAGAUGGUGGAAUCCAUUGAGAAGAUUUCAACAGAGAGUAUACAGACAUGUGAGGAAACAUAUGUAAUUGUGGAGACAGUGAUUGGAAAGACAAAGGGUAACAAGAAACCCGGAGCUGGAGGGAAGAAAGUAUCUGGGGCCAAUGUAGGGGGGAUGCUUUGAUGUGAUAGGAGUGAGGGUUCCUGUUUGGAUCAGAUCAUAGUGGACCUGUCUGACAUUGCUAGUGGCCUUCAUUAAAAUGCUUUCUUUGCUUG